UAAUUGAAUUCAAACAAUGCUUCUAUUUGCUCUCACUGGUGAGACUUGUCCUGCUCUGCCACAAACCAUAAUUGGACAAUUUCUCUUUCUAGAACUGUAGACAGUAGAUGUACGACAAGCCACAUCUGGAGAAAGCAGAAGCGAAAACAACUGUAAUAAAAUGACCUCUGUGAAACCAUCAGAGUCUGUCGGUGUCUCUGAUGGUUGCGCAGAACCCCAUGAGUUUUUUUUAACGCUCAUAUACCACAAGUUCCACUCAACCAUUUUCCUUUAUUCGUUUAUUUUUGCUAACAAGGAUGGGUUACGACAGGGAAGCUUCAUUGACUUGAAAACGUGUCGAGUAAAAACAGUUGCUUGUUACUUCACAGAGACAUGAACAUGACCUCACCGCAGGGUUCAGUCAGAAGCAGCUCGUCUCCUUGUUAAUCUGUCUUUCUGUCAGAUCGCUUUAGGCUUGUUUUCCAUUUGUCCGAUAACCAGCCCCCUCCUGCCUCUCCUCCCUUGCCCAUGCCCUCACCACAAUCAUCUGCUCCCCCACUGGUAUUGCACUCCCACAUCCAUUCCCUUUGGAUUCUCCUGAAGGAAUGCUAGUCCCGUUUGAAGGGUUCAUUUGGAGUUUGUGUGGGAAACCCACAGUAUUGGCUGCCAUCACUGCUCCCCCACAUCAUAGCAGCAGUUGAGCACACUCCUGCAUUCCUGCUCCUGUUGAUGCCUAUCAAGACUUUGGGGUCAACACAAACACAGCUGAGCUGGAUAAGGAAAUUCUAAUUUUCAGCAAAAAGAAAAAGCUGCGAAAGACUUCAAGAUUUUCCAGUUGGCAGUAAUUUGCAAAGAAUUUGCUUGAUUUGAAGCUGCUUUGUGCUUCCAUUUUAUCCCAUCUGGUCCGUUGCGGUGUUUGAUCCAGUCUGUCAAAGGGACUUUUAUUAACUAUCCUUAAAAAUAAUAUCCCUUGUACUGGCCUCAGUAAUUUAGGUCAGAGGUUUGGCCCAUUCCCAAACAGAAAAAGAAAGAAUAUCCCACCCCUCUUCAGUGUUAUUUUUUUUGUCUUGGUGGAUUGUGGAGCCAAAGGACCCCACGGAGUUCAGGAAACGCAGCUAGCUGCUCAUUUAGGCCAUUUCUUUGAAUUUUGUAUGGGAGUUGUGUUUUGCCAAUGGUUGCAGCGAUUGAUUUUAUGGAUAAGUAGCACCCUGGUUCAUAGAUGAAAGAUCCCACCUCUGGUCUGCUGUGGAAUGCAAAGAUUUAYGGCCCUUCUUGUUAAGAAACCACGCUCAGSCUCUGGCUCCAUCUCUGCUUUUUCCACCCUUCCAAUGACGUGCCACCCUUCUUAAGUGAGYGGCUACACUGCUCUUCAAGUUGGUUGUAAACCUUCGUUAAAAGCAGUAGUAGAACUAGACAUUAUCUGCAGGGAAGAGAGAGCCUUUUCUUAGAUGUCCACUCCAGACACAGAGCCCAGGGUUUUUCUGAGAGGAACAUCUGGCUCCCAUUAAAACCUCCUCCUCCUCAAGCUGCUAACAUCAUCCCCCCCUCUACUAUUAAGUUUCCUUUCAGAAUCUUUGCUUAUAUCUUCAUUCAUUCUCCCACCCACCUUUUUCUGAGUCCUCAUUCUCUCCGCCUACUCCGACCAAACAGCUUCCUACUACCUCCUCCCCUCUUUCCUCACCUCCAGURUCCUGUUCCCCUCUUUCGUUGCUGCAACAGUCUGCUCUGCUUUCUGUGGUAUCAUGAUGCGUGUGGACUGCAUCUGGGGGCUCCUCUUGCUCCUGUCUCUUAGUUUGGGAUGGACAAAGGCUCAGGAGACCAAUUACACCAGGCCUGUGUUCUACUGCGGAGGAGACCUGGUUGCUGAGUCAGGCUUUGUUGGCAGCGAGGACUUCCCCAGCUUCUACAAACCCAACAGCAAAUGCACCUGGCGCAUCACUGUCCCAGAGGGAAACGUGGUCACGCUCUCCUUCCGCAUUUUUGACCUGGAGGCUGACUCCCAGUGUCGCUACGACUAUCUGGAUAUCUACAACGGCCACUCCAACUUGGUGCAAAAACUAGGUCGGUUCUGUGGAACUUUCCGGCCCGGCACUCAGGUAUCGACCACAAACACCAUGAUGCUGGAGAUGGUGACUGACGAAGGGACCCAGGCCAGAGGGUUUUUGGCUCAUUUCAGUGGAACGAAACCUUACGUCAAUGGUAUGUAG
Poecilia reticulata (guppy) is the source of this 2186-nucleotide messenger RNA. The record is from RefSeq and is a predicted model, not a curated record. Lineage: Eukaryota; Metazoa; Chordata; Actinopteri; Cyprinodontiformes; Poeciliidae.